Molecule: messenger RNA, 4322 nt
Organism: Lineus longissimus
Lineage: Eukaryota; Metazoa; Nemertea; Pilidiophora; Heteronemertea; Lineidae
Product: beta-1,4-galactosyltransferase galt-1-like
Exons: 2
Coding region: 2075-3679 (534 amino acids)
Cellular component (GO): cytoplasm
Molecular function (GO): glycosyltransferase activity
Source: RefSeq, a predicted model, not a curated record
UUGGGAUACUUGAGGUCAGAUUUGAUAUGUGUCAUACAUGAAAGGAGAAGACUUCAUAGUUGAUGGACGAUUAUAUUUGUCAAUUUGUGUGCAGGGUAUUCUGGUUAGACUUGCAGAGAAACGAUUUAUUUGAAAGUUCUAAGUUUGGAUAGCAUUGGCCCAUUAGUGAUAAUGGAAACUUUCACCUGUGUAGGAGUUAAUACUUAUUUCAAGAUUUCUCUGCCAAUAUUGAAUGACAAACCUUAGAAGCCAUUUGCAUCAUAGGCGACAAUGCAGGAGCCUGUCACCCUGGGAACACCUUACCAGGCCAGCCCAUGGAAUGUCAGACUCUCGACGAUGAAAUACCCUUGCCUGCUAAGGAACAUGCCUCAUAUCUGAUUCAGUCCACACCAAAAGGAUUAUCUGGAAUUCUUGCGAGUCUGCCCGCUGGCUGAGUCUAAUCACAUAUUCCUCACUCCUUCAUGCCAACGUCAAGGAUAUUAGCAGCAGGUCGAGUCUCGGAUAAGAUCCAACGGGGACGACUAAUAUACAAAUCAUGGCAUCUCGAAAUACAAAGGACUUGGUUCUCUAGAUAACAAGGAAGGAAAGGAGUGGUUCCGAGUCCACAUUUGCUUCUUCGGAAUUGCUGAAUCCGGGUUAUCUUCAAAGCUAUCAUCCAGGAAGAUAAUUGACAUUGGAGAAUACAUUUUUUUAUGAUCACGAAGUCAGGGAAAGUAUCAGGGAGAAAUUUCAUAUAUCAGGAUCAGAAUCCGGAGGUAACGUUUCUCAAUUUGACACGAUCGGAUCGGUUUUCGAUCAGGUGGGAGAAGAUCAUGCGCCAAAUUAUAACGGAAAGAAUAUUUGUCAUUUCACCCGGAACUUUGGAUUACGCUUGCUUUUCAUUCGUUUCGUUAGCGGAUUACGACCCCCACACACGUCAGGGCGUAUCGGUACCAAGUAAGCCGAUAUCAAUAGAGCUCAGGUUACUUCAAUAGCGGAUGUUUUUUUGGAUAAUAUUCAGUUCAGCGCUAGCUGUUCAGAUCAUUAUCAAAAGGCUUGACUGAGGAUUGGAAUUGCUAAUCAGAGGCAAAAACGAUAAUAUCGGGUGACAAUUUUUCAUUUUGUUAUUUUGAGAGGUGUGAUCACAUAGAACUGUGUCGUAUAACUUCUCAGUUUCACAUUUUGCGCUGAGUCACAGAUACAGCUUAAAUGGAUAUUUUUGUAUUCAUACCAGCAAAUGUUCAAUUUGAAUCUGCCGUUUGAGUAAUAUCAUUAUAUUCAAUCAAUUGAAUCUAAUCACUCAAUUCAAAUGCGCCUACACCCUAUGAAAUAAAAAACAUUGACAAUAUCAGAGAACUUCAAAAUCAAAAUUCUGUGAAUCAACUUGUGGAUGAGAUCUAAUCAAAACUACAAAAUAUCUUCAAAUAGCAGAAUUGAAUUUGUCAUAAACAAACCAGAUUACAUCAAAAGACUGAACAGACAAGAAUGAUAUGACAAUAUUGAUAGGAUAGUACGAGAUAUCAUGAAUGUCUAAACUUGGGAAAAUCAAUUAUAGAUCUAAGAGUUUGAUAGGAUGCGUAAAAAAUAAUUUGGAAAAAUUCUUUGUCGAUAUCAGUUGUAACAGGGAAAUUGUCAAUGAAAAUAUAAUCAAAGGCGUGAAUAUCAUAAUUGACGUGGACCUUUUCAUCAAAUACUGAGGUGGAGGCAGUAAUAUCUUUAGAAAUGAACAUUUUCGGGUUUGAAAGGAUACUGAUGAGAUAAUUUGUAACCAGAAAAUUUCGUUCACAGUUUUGAUCAAAAUCUUCGGAGAAAAAAAGGAAAUCGAUCAAGUUUGAAAAGGGAACGAUAAAUAAUUCACCGGGAACUGACAACGUACAAUUUCAUUAACAACUUACGGACAGGAAAUCAAUUCGACGCUCUGCAUCUCCUCAAAGGAACAAAUAACAACAUUCUUAUCUCCUUUUAAUGAAGAGCGCUCGGGCCGAUUGAAAUAAACGAGAUUACGACAAACCGAUGGAAAGUGUUGAUUGGGUUUGUUCGCGACUGGUUGGAGAUGGUGGGAAGCGAAGUGAACUUUCCAACUUCAUGAUUAACGAUGAUUCACAUUAAACGAGAAGAGAUGAGGUCGUAUAAGACGUACAUCUUUUUGAUUUUUUUAGUCUAUUUGACGCUGAUUAUUUUAUUCCAUACAGAAUUACAACGGAAUUCAAAGUCGCCUAGUAGCAUACUUCAGAAUUUGGAACUGCGGAGUACGUUUAAAGCAACUAAGGAUAAAUAUGAUUCUGAGACAGACAAGAAACCGGCAUCUAGCGAUGUGAAAAAAGUUAGCAAGUCACGAAGUAUUGUUUUAGAGCGUCCGAUACGCGAUGCUGGACUGACAGUUUCCACGACGCUUAAAGCAAAACAAACACGGUCGCAAACACACGUAAAACAUCUCCACAAAUAUUCCAGUAACGAUACCUUCAAGGUGCCGUUCAAACUAGAAUGCAAACAAUCGCAUAGGAAAAUCAAGGAAUUAAUGUUUCAGCCCCUCGGGCAGCACUAUAUCUAUUCCGCGUAUUACGAUGAUAGAAAAGAGCGGCCAUUUAUACGCAUAAUGACGUUAUUCAGCCGCGACAAGAGACAACCGCUAUAUUGUAUAUUUGAAAACAACGGCACACCGUCCAAGGAAUUUUUUGCAUCGAAUGUGAUAUUUUACGAGAUGUGUGAAAAUCAUGGCAGACCGUACGGCGGUUGGAUACUUUCAUGUGAAGUUCCGCCAGAGGUGACAAAUUACCCGUGCCAAAUUCGUGUGUCAUACGAGCGAAAACCACACACCGGUAUAAUUGUACCGGUGCUAGCAUCAAAUAACUUGCAAAAGACGCCAAAGAAGGACUUUGGUAUGUGUAUUCCACCACUGUUCGGGUACAUAAAGCCAGAGUUACUGAUUCAGUUUAUAGAAAUAUCAUUACUAUUAGGUGCUAAACAUUUGAAUUUCUACACAUUCCAAGUCCAUAAAGAUAUCGAAAAGAUCUUACAGUACUAUAUCGACGAAGGCGUUGUGACAAGGACAAAUUGGAAAUUGCCAAUUUCUGCAGCGAACGUCUGGUAUAACGGGCAGCUAAUCACGAUCAACGACUGCCUGUAUCGCAAUAUGUAUCACUUCAAAUACAUCGCAUUUAACGAUAUCGACGAAUUCAUCGUACCGCACGCAUUCCAGAAUUGGCAGGGUCUGAUUCAUCACAUGGAAAAAGACACCAAGAAUAAAAACAUUUCUGGAUUCUCAUUCCCGUCGGCUUUUUUCAACAUCGAGCUCCGCGAUCAUCGUGAACAGGAUUUAUUUUUUGUGAUCGAGACACAACGGACGCAAAUAUUUAGCCAGGUGCGGACCAAAGUCAUGGUGCAUCCGCCCAACAUAUUCGAGUUGGGCAUUCAUCAUAUUUCCCGCCCAAUGCCCGACCACCUUCAGCCAUUCCGUAUGGACCCUGCCAAAGCUUUCCUGCAUCAUUAUCGCAAGUGCAUCACGGAUUUCGACCCGCGCAUGCGCUGCAACCAGCUCAUACCAGACGCCAGUCUCCUGACGCACGAACAGACAAUAAAAGACCGAAGCGACGCUGUGAUGUGGGCGGUGUUCGGCCCGAAGACUACAGUGCUGCCACCUACCAGGAACCAUAGGAAACAGAAAGUGAAAUUGGCCAAGCCUGCACACCCAACGUUGUGAUUUUCAGGGAAUUUCAAAAAUAAUACUCUUUGAGGGAAUGAGUUUACAAUCCCUGAUCACGGCCCAAAAAAGGUCAUCAAUUGACGAAAUAAGUACCACUGUUCAAUGGAUUUAUAGUUGAAUGCGAUCAAAGUGUCAUUUACGAUCAGGGAUUGUGAAUUUUAACCCUUUCUGAGUAACACACUGAGGAAAUCUCUUCAGGCAUGAAGAAAACCAGGCUUAUUUUCAACUGUGUCAUCAACAAGGUCUCAGUCUCUAAAGAUGUACAAAUAGACAGCAUGUCUCGAAAAAGCGUCCUGCUACAGAAUUCGCCAAAUCAAUUGUUCAAAUAUUCAUUUUUUCUGUAAAAUCAUCUAACAUCCUUUUACAUCAUGCACAAUGCUAGUUUCAGUGUUGUAUACAUGUGAUAGGUGAAAGUGUUUUUAUUGCCUUUAGAAAACUGACAAUUAGGACCCUAAUUAGCAAUUAUCAACCUGACUACAAUGCUGGCAAAAUCAACCAAAACUGCAUUAACCUUUGUUCAAGGCCAAGUGUUUAAGACUAGUUUGUUGUCACUGUGCUGGAAUGACCAGAAUUUGAGUAUAGAAGGCAUGUGAACUUUACCUGUUAUAAUACAUAUUUGUCAAUAUGUACUUGAUGCAAA